Molecule: messenger RNA, 435 nt
Organism: Spodoptera litura
Lineage: Eukaryota; Metazoa; Arthropoda; Insecta; Lepidoptera; Noctuidae
Source: RefSeq, a predicted model, not a curated record
GUCUCGAACCGAAUAAGACGUGUUUCAUAACAUAAUAUUAAAAUAUAAUAAAAUAACAUUAAUUGAAAUCAAAAUGAAGUUAAUACUAGUUGGUUUAGUUGUCUGUUUGUCAGUGGUUUAUGCGAAUCAUUUAAUAGUAGGUAAUGUGGCUAAUCGAGUUGUUUUGGCGAACCAAGCACGGGUGGAGUAUAAUGCUAUACCCUUUAUUAAGAGAGUUAAGUACUUCUUCUAUACACAACCGGACAACCGGCUGAUUCAGGGUAUCCAAGCUCUAGACACGAUGCACAGUAAAGCCUCAAUCAACAUAACGGCGGGAGGAGUCGGUUACUCCUACGUCAACCUCCGACUGAAGAGUGAGCGCGGCAGAGGACUGGCAUACGACAUAGGAAUCUAUGUACAAGACUUGUUCUACCAUUAAAUAUGAAGUUUUAUAAU